Drosophila subobscura is the source of this 1221-nucleotide messenger RNA. RefSeq lists its product as uncharacterized. NCBI's taxonomy places the organism in Eukaryota, Metazoa, Arthropoda, Insecta, Diptera, Drosophilidae. The coding region runs from base 792 to 1121 and encodes 109 amino acids. The transcript has 3 exons. The record is from RefSeq and is a predicted model, not a curated record.
GGGAUUUACUGAGGUGACAGCUACAUAAAUUAUAGCAACACAAUUGUCAAUCACUUUGAGCCCUAGGCAAAUCAAUAUGUUAAUAGAAUGGCUCCACGGCUAAUCGUGUAAGUGCGAGAACCAGUUGCAGUCACUCCGGAUGGAUAUGGAGGGACUCGGCGUGCAGCCAUUCUCCAACUGCACAGCAAUCAGUACGGGUAUCUGUGUGUCUAAACCGGUGGACUUUACCAACUAACUAGUUGAGCAGACAGCAGAUGUCUAGGAAAUAUACAGAGUCUGACUAAGUGAACUAUAAACAGACAAGCGUUAAGUACAACAAAAUAUUCAAACAUCAAACGGAAUCGACUGGCUUCGAGUCUGCGAAGGCAUCAACAUUGCCAAAUGAUACUCACAAUGUCUCCGCUCGGUUGGGUGUAUCUUUAUCUUAGCUAUGUAUGUAUGUACGUACAUAUAUAGUUUAAGGGGAUUGCUGUGUAUCUAUCUAUUAAAAAACCGCACUUGAUGUCGGCUCUAUUCCCGCUCAUGUUUUGGACAGGAUGACAGAUUGAUCAAUUGUGAGUGCGGCCACGUCGAUCUCCCCAAUAAUGAAAACAAAUCCAAAAUGAAUAUUUGUCAAUUCUUCAGACGAAACGAUCAAGAAUUUUGAAUGUUCCGUCUCUGGCCUUGGACCAAGUAGGAAAGGCAAACAAACGCUUGGGGUCUGACCACGAUUCGGCUCGAACUCGCCAAAUUACAAAUAAUUACUACAAAAUACAUUUUGAAUAGUUUAUUAGAGCAGUUUGUUGCCAAACAUGAAGAUUACUCAUUGCGGGAGCACCCUUCUGGGGAUCAUAUUGCUGGCACUGCAGUUACAGGGCAAUACAAAAGUUAUUCAUCAACGCAUCAAGAAAGAAUCUCGGCGAGGGGAUCUGAACGCGACUUUUUCCCAGACUUUGCCACACGCAGCCAUCAACAUCACCGAAGUUGGCCUGGGAAAGACAGAGCUCUCAGUUAUAGAGGCCGCCAGACAUAGAGUGUCUUUUAUCCAGAAAGGCAGCGGGAAAGCCGCUGGACCAUGGAUGACCUGGCACAUCUUUGAUUACGGAUUGCACAAUUCAAGUGGUAACCAGUGGGGAAGCUAACUUAAUCACCACGACUUUUACAUACCCGUGAAGUGAGGGGACUUUUAAAGAUUGCAGAAGAAUGUCCAAUCGCCCCUCUAGCUCAAAAUGUGCAUUAUUG